UUUUAAGGAAACGUCACGUGGCCUUGAUGCACAUGUUGACGUUCUUAUAUUUAGUAAAUCUGUAGUGAAUUUAAUAUAGUUUUAGACAAAAGGCGGAUAGUAUCAGAAGAACGAUGGUGAAGUCACACUCGGGGCACAAAGCCCCUCGGAAGCAGGGUUUCAAUCGUUCCGGGCACAGUAUGAACCCGGAACGACCAACCGAAGGCUUAAAAGGUGUUGCCAAAGUUCGGACAAAGGCAACCAUAAAAAGGUUGCAAAUGUACCGAAACUCAAAAGCGAAACGCGACAAAACCGGGAAAAUUAUCAGUCCAGCUCCCUUCCAAGGAAGAGUUCCUUCCGGGACAAUGUCGCGUGUCGAACCCUCUCAAAGAUGGUUCAGCAACUCGAGAGUAAUAUCUCAAAAUGCCCUGCAAAAUUUUCAAAAAGAACUCGGUGUUGUGAAGAAUAAUCCGUAUCAGGUGAUUAUCAAACCUUCCCAAUUGCCGGUGACUCUGCUGCAAGAAAAAGCGGCGAAAGCCAGAGUUCAUGUCCUCGAAACUGAGAGUUUUGACAGUGUUUUCGGCCCGAAAAAACUGAGAAAGAGGCCGAAUUUGAGCAUUUCUUCCUAUGACGAGUUGAAGAAAGUGGCUGAGGAGAAAGAAGAUAUUUAUGAUAAGGAAAAGGACACGAAGGAUUUUGACCUUAUUCGUCCGGACGAUGGAAUGAAGGAUGCUGUGAGAGAUUGGGUCAUGGGCGCGGGACAGAGCAGACGAAUUUGGAGUGAACUAUAUAAAGUCAUUGAUUCUUCGGACGUUGUUCUUCAGGUUCUGGACGCAAGAGACCCAAUGGGCACUCGUUCUUCUCACGUUGAGAAAUACCUAAAAACCGAAAAAACCCACAAACACUUGAUCUUCAUCCUAAAUAAAGUCGACCUCGUGCCAACCUGGGUAACGCAACGCUGGGUCGCAAUUCUCAGUUCCGAAUAUCCGACAGUCGCUUUCCACGCCUCUCUCACUCAUCCUUUCGGCAAAGGCUCCCUGAUCAAUCUCCUCCGUCAAUUCGGCAAACUCCAUGUCGACAAAAAGCAGAUCAGCGUCGGAUUCAUCGGCUACCCGAACACCGGAAAAAGCUCUAUCAUCAACACCCUCCGUUCAAAAAAGGUCUGCAAAGUCGCGCCAAUUGCCGGCGAGACCAAAGUCUGGCAGUACGUCACACUCAUGAAGAGAAUUUAUCUGAUCGAUUGUCCAGGAGUUGUUUAUCCUUCCGCGGAAACUGACACCGAAAAAGUCCUCAAGGGCGUGGUGAGAGUCGAGCUCGUUCAGAAUCCCGAGGACUAUAUCGAAAGCGUUCUGGGGAGAGUGAAGCCGGAAUAUAUCAGGAAGACCUACAAGAUUGAAGAGUGGACAGACCAUGUUGACUUUUUGGAGAAGCUCUCGCGCAGGUCGGGAAGAUUGCUCAAAAAAGGCGAGCCCGACAUUUCCACGACUGCGAAAAUGAUUUUGAAUGAUUGGCAGAGAGGCAAGCUUCCGUUUUAUACUGUGCCGAAAGGAUUCGAGGAACCUUUGCCAAAGAUGGUUCAGAGCGAGGAGAUUGUUGAGCGAGUGGAGGAGGAAAAUGUUGAGGAGGAGGAAGUGGAGAAGGAGAAGGUGGAGAAGGAGAAGAAGAAGAUUUUGAGUGUCUUGCAAGAUUUCAGGAAAAUCAGGGUCGGUUUGCCUUACUCUAGGGAAGAUAUGAGAAGGGCUGAUGGGGAAGGUGAUAAAGAAGGUGAAGAAGAUCUGGAGCAGGAUGAUGGUUACAGUUAUGUGCAGACACCUUGCCCUUCGGAUGUUGGCGAGAGUGAAGAUGAAGAUGGAGAAAAUGAGGAGGAGGAAAGUGAGAUUAAAGAAAUUGAAGCAAAAACACCGAAUCUGAAAGAGGAGAAGAGAAAAAAUGAUGAUGAUGAUGAUGAGGAAAUGGUGCCUUUUGAAGAGGAUACUUUGAAUAAAAAUGUGUACGAUACUGUGGAGGAGUACGACACGAGUGACAGUGAAAUUUCUGAUUUGAAAGCGGCCACGACGAGUGGGGCUUUUGAAGUAUCGAGUCUGAAGGGCAAGUCGAAGGGAGGAAAGCAGCUGACGAGUAAGGAAAGGAGGGCGAUUGAGAGGACGAAUCGAAGGAAGAAGAUCGGAAGCAACUUCUACGAAGUCUCCAACGUCAAGAAUAGGAAUCGGAAUAGAAAAGUCCCGAAAGUUAAAAGGAUAAAGUAGAUUUAGGUGAGCUUUUUUAUUGUGUAUAUACAAUGGUAAUAAAGAUAUUGGUGAUUA
This is a messenger RNA of Belonocnema kinseyi, 2282 nucleotides long. RefSeq names its product nucleolar GTP-binding protein 2 (gene Ns2). Gene Ontology annotation, molecular function: GTP binding. The transcript has 3 exons. Gene Ontology annotation, cellular component: nucleolus. Bases 114 to 2225 code for a protein of 703 amino acids. The record is from RefSeq and is a predicted model, not a curated record. NCBI's taxonomy places the organism in Eukaryota, Metazoa, Arthropoda, Insecta, Hymenoptera, Cynipidae.